AUGCCUAUUUCCGAAGCCGACGUUCUAAAGCCCGUGGAGCCUUCCAUCACCGAUUCCGACGACUGGGAAAUCUUUGUACUGAGCGAUGCCCAUGUCGUCUACGAGAGUAAUGGCAAGCCUGCAAGUCUCUUGUCGGCCUAUGCGGACACGCCGCUGAAAGUGGUGGGACGAUUGGAGGCUCCAGGGCGAGGACAGGUGAAAUACCUUCUCAAGAAACCCUACAAGCCGGUCGAAAUCGACAUACGAAACGUGGCGCGCUUCUCCUACGGCGAAAUGACAGACGGGGCAUAUGUGAUAUGGGCACAAGGCAAAGCAGGCUGGUUCGAGAUACGACCGGCAGACCACUACAAGCCCAUUUUCGAUGACAUGGUCCAAGCCGUAGAGCUUCUAUAUUUCGUCUCCGACAUCUAUAAUGAACCGCGGAAGAGGGGCGGUGGACCCAGCGCGCAAUUAAUAUUCAAAGAGUAUGCAGAAGACGAACGCUUCACUUGCAGUGACCCAGCCGUUGCAGAGCAGAUCUUCGACCGGCAUCAUACGUUUCUCAUGAUGUGCUUCUUGAAUAGAGCGCAAGACAUUGGAUGGAGCACCACUCCUUUAUACCAGCAUUUCAGAAAGCGGCACCCACAAGACUUCGAGACAUGUAAAGCUCGAAUCGAAGGUCGCUACUCCCAGAUACAACCAACGCGGCAAACACGAACGUCAAGAUCUUCACCCGCGCCCGCUCCCGUAUCUGCACCUACGCCAAAGCCUGUAGUAACCACUACGAAGUCACGGACUGCUCGGGGCAAAGCCGCGACUCCGAAGCCGGGUGAACCGCCUAAGAAAGAUGACAACUGGUGGGAAGCUGCUGCACUGUUCGAGUUUAUGCAGAAAGCCGUGAACCAGCGAGUUUUGCGGGUGGCGCGCAACCACAUAACAUUAGAACGAGUUGCGGAACUAAUCGUAAAACGCUACGAGAUCGACGAGUUGGAGACUGCUCAAAAUGUACUCCUAGUGCAUGCGCAGAACCUGUGUUACAUGAUGGAUCACCCGCGGCGGCAGAGCAUAAAGUUCUUCGCUAGCGAACCGAUAUACCAGGAAUUAACAGCUGAGCACAAUCUAUCUGCAGCCGAACAGAGACGAGCAGAGGGUGUAGCGUUGCGGCCGAGAAGAGAUCACGCAACGCUCAGAGGCGAUAAGAGCGAAUCAUCAGAGGCAUCGGAUGAGGAAGUGGAUGAUGUAUCAACGCCGGUUCGCAGACCACAAGGCAGGCGGAAGAAAGGCAGACUCUCUGUACUGCGACCAAGAAGCAGUAAAUUCUCAGGCAAGAGCAAAGGCAUAACGAGAGAGACUGGCAAGGCUGGCAAGGGAAAAGCGCCAAUUCCCGACUCCGAAGCACCUAGUGGGGACUCGGAUGCUGAAGGAAGCGGGAGUAGCUCAGAUAGCUCAGAUGAGUUGGGCAUUGAUACGCCAACACAAGGCCUCUCCCCAGGGCGCGAGAAGCGCAAGCUUGACGAAAUGGAUGCAGACAGAGGAGAAGAAAAAGGCAGGCGGAAACGCGCAGCCGAGAGGGCCUCCUUAACCCCCGACUCACCACCCACAGCCGCCGAGUCAGAUGACGAAGACGACGUAGCAGCGGCACUAGACGAGCCCCCAUUACCUCUCCGUUACCGACCGUCUAACGUAGCUCCGAACUCGAGACCCACGUCAAGUACUAAAGAAGCAGUAGUAGCUUCGAUAGUAUCAACACCACUACCAACCUACGAACCUAACGGAUCGCGCGACUCGUGGAUAUGUUCUUUCGACGGCUGUUCGCAAAGGAUUUACGGGUGCAGCAAAGAAAUCGGAAGACGGCUCAUCACUGAACAUCUCGAGGACCAUACGAAAGGCAGGGAAAAGGUAGUGGGCAUUUUGUGGCGAGAGCAGGACAAGCUGCAUUUGCCUGUUAGUAACCUCAUCAAGAAGAUCCGCGAGAUGAGCGAGGCUUCAGCGCCGUUGUUUCCUAUACCGGGCGCGUCGACGGCGAUACAACCUAGGCCCAUACAGCGGCCGGUAUGA
Molecule: messenger RNA, 2037 nt
Organism: Cucurbitaria berberidis CBS 394.84
Lineage: Eukaryota; Fungi; Ascomycota; Dothideomycetes; Pleosporales; Cucurbitariaceae
Exons: 5
Coding region: 1-2037 (678 amino acids)
Source: RefSeq, a predicted model, not a curated record